Hyphopichia burtonii NRRL Y-1933 is the source of this 871-nucleotide messenger RNA. RefSeq names its product translation initiation factor 6. Gene Ontology annotation, molecular function: ribosomal large subunit binding. NCBI's taxonomy places the organism in Eukaryota, Fungi, Ascomycota, Pichiomycetes, Serinales, Debaryomycetaceae. The transcript has a single exon. Gene Ontology annotation, cellular component: preribosome, large subunit precursor; cytosol; nucleolus. The coding region runs from base 1 to 738 and encodes 245 amino acids. Gene Ontology annotation, biological process: ribosomal subunit export from nucleus; maturation of 5.8S rRNA; cytosolic ribosome assembly. The record is from RefSeq and is a predicted model, not a curated record.
AUGGCUAGUAGAACUCAAUUUGAAAACUCCAAUGAAGUUGGUGUCUUUUCCAAGUUAACCAACUCCUACUGUCUCGUGGCCGUUGGGGGAUCUGAAAACUUUUAUUCUGCUUUUGAAGCAGAGUUAGGGGAUGCUAUUCCAAUUGUGCAUACCACUAUUGCCGGUACCCGUAUAGUUGGUAGAAUGACUGCUGGUAAUAGACGUGGUUUAUUAGUGCCAACUCAAACCACUGACCAAGAAUUAAUGCAUCUUAGAAAUUCCUUACCUGAUACUGUUAAAAUUCAAAGAGUUGAAGAAAGAUUAUCAGCUUUAGGUAAUGUUAUUUGUUGUAAUGAUUACGUUGCUUUAGUUCAUCCAGAUAUAGAAAGAGAAACUGAAGAGUUAAUUGCCGAUGUUUUGGGGGUUGAAGUUUUCCGUCAAACCAUUGCUGGUAAUGUCUUGGUUGGUUCCUACUGUUCUUUAUCAAAUCAAGGUGGUUUAGUUCAUCCUCAAACUUCUAUUGAAGAUCAAGAAGAAUUGUCUUCUUUAUUACAAGUUCCUUUAGUUGCUGGUACUGUAAAUAGAGGUUCUUCUGUUGUUGGUGCAGGUAUGGUUGUCAAUGAUUGGUUAUCAGUCACUGGCUUGGAUACCACUGCUCCUGAAUUGUCUGUUAUUGAAUCUAUUUUCAGAUUACAAGAUGCUCAACCAGAUUCUAUUUCUGGUAAUUUGAGAGAUACUUUGAUUGAAACUUAUUCUUAGAUUAAUGAUUUAUUAAUUACCUUUUUUUAACGAACUAUGAUGAAUAAAAGUUAAUCUGAUGGUCCGUUAAACGCUUCAUCAUUGACUCAUUCAUCAAAUUUAUGGGCAUUUUCAUUUCAAAGAUAUAUCAAAG